Erythranthe guttata (spotted monkey flower) is the source of this 600-nucleotide messenger RNA. Lineage: Eukaryota; Viridiplantae; Streptophyta; Magnoliopsida; Lamiales; Phrymaceae. The record is from RefSeq and is a predicted model, not a curated record.
AUGUGUUUGGUUGGAUGGAGAAGUUUCUCUAUCGACAACAAAUUGCUCGAGGGAGAUUGCUUGGUUUUUCAAUUGAUCGAGCCGUGCAAGUUUAAGGUAUACAUUGUCAAAAAUAAAAGAUUAACAAAAUUCGACGAAGCAAAUCAAGAUCAUUUUCACCGUCAGCCAAUCGAAGAAAAUUCAGACCCCAUUGAGGUAACUCGAGAUAAAUAUCUCGAGCACCUAUCACAAAAGAAGGAAAGAUCGAUUCCCAUUCGUAAUACUGCUCAAGAUGAAUAUGCCUACUACAGCGACAUGUUCGGCACACAAAGAUCCUCGGAAUAUUCCCUUGUCAAAUUUAAAGACAUUAAGGGGUUUAAAGGUUUUAGCAUUUACGUAGAUGGCCAAAUUCUCGACUCCGAAAUGCUAACUCGUUGUAGAGAAAAGUACUACGAGCUCUGCAAAAGUCAAAAUAUGUUUCUUCACGAGAAACUCGUACGGGGGCUUAACGGUAAAUUAGCAGCCGAGAUGAUUUCGGAGACGGUCAAGAUAGCCAAUACGAUCAGGGCCGUCAAUCCUAUGACGGGCCCCGCUCGAAUGGAGUGUUGGGAUAAGACUUGA